AUGGCAUCAAAUCGACAGCGUGCGGCCGAAAAGGCCCUGCAUGAUCAGACGAAUAUUCUGCCUUUCGCGCAGCUCAUGGUUGUGUUCUCAGGAUUGGCCAUUUCAUUACUCAUUACUAUGUCCGACCAGAAUGGUAUUAGUGUGACUUUGCCCACUAUUGCACGCGACUUGAAUGCCCAAGAUACUAUAUCCUGGGCUGGAACCUCUUCUCUAAUUGCGAAUACUAUGUUUACAGUGCUCUAUGGCCGAUUGUCAGAUAUCUUCGGCCGCAAGAAUAUCUACAUUUCCGCAUUGGUGUUGCUGUGUAUCGCGGAUUUAUGUUGUGGUCUAUCAGUCAAUUCAACCAUGUUCUAUGUUUUCCGAGGUCUUGCUGGUGUUGCUGGCGGUGGUGUAACGUCUCUUACUAUGAUCAUUGUAUCUGAUAUUGUUACCCUCGAACAACGUGGAAAGUAUCAAGGUAUUCUGGGUGCUGCUCUUGGCACUGGAAAUGUCAUCGGCCCCUUUAUUGCUGCUGCUUUCAUUAUGGAUUCCACAUGGCGUGGAUUCUUCUGGCUGAUCUCUCCUUUAGCUGCCGUUUCUGCUAUUGUUGGGUUCUUCCUUAUCCCGAACAAUGCAAAGAAGGGCAACUUUAGGCAGAAUAUCAAGCGGAUCGAUUGGUGGGGUGUGCUUGCCUCCUCUGUCGGUAUUAUUCUCAUAUUGAUCCCUAUCUCUGGUGGUGGUUCAUACUUCCAAUGGGAUUCCGCUAUGGUCAUUAGUAUGCUUGUGAUCGGUGGCUUGUCUUUCAUCGCCUUUAUUCUUAUUGAAUGGAAAGUGGCUACAUUGCCAAUGUUGCCAAUGUCUUUCUUCAAAAACCCCGUCAUCACUGCUCUUCUUGUGCAAAGCUUCCUAUUAGGUGCUGUCUACCAGGCAUAUCUAUACUACCUGCCUCUCUACUAUCAAAACGCACGUGGCUGGGAUCCAAUUGUGUCUGCGGCAUUGACAGCUCCUAUGGUAGCCUGUCAGUCCGUCUCCUCGGUUUGUUCCGGUCAAUAUAUCUCCCGGCUUAAGCGUUAUGGGGAGGUUAUCUGGUUUGGAUUUGGGCUCUGGACACUCGGUGCUGGUUUGAUGCUAUUAUUCGGUCGCCAGACUCAUCCAGCCGUUAUCGGUGUCAUCGUUGGAAUCACCGGUCUUGGUAUUGGAUGUACGUUCCAGCCAACAAUGGUCGCCAUACAAGCGCAUGCCACCAAAUCCCAGCGUGCUGUUGUGAUUUCCAACCGAAACUUCUUCCGCUGUAUGGGCGGCUCAGUUGGUCUGGCCGUCUCAGCUGCACUUUUACAGGCAACUCUUAAAUCCAGUCUUCCCAGUAACCUCUCUUACUUGGCAAAGUCCAGUUACUCGCUUCCUUCCGAGUCCAGUGUCUCUGCAGCAGAGUGGUCUGAGAUUCUGAACUCCUACUCGAAGGCUUCACAUUCCGUCUUCAUUCUUCAAGUUCCAUUGAUUGGUCUAUGUUUCCUUGCAUGUCUUCUUAUUCGUGACCGUGGCCUUGAGCGACCGAAGGAGCCGGAGGAAAUCGAGGAGGAGAAGCGAAAGGCCGAAGAAGCCGCUAGGGAUGCCGAGGCUGCUCUUCAUGAAGUUGAUGAGACUGAGAAUCACGAAAUUGAGGGAAAUGAGGAAACAACCGAGAAGCGUCAUUCUAUGUCCUCGACACUUGCGGAAUCCUCUAUGCCGCCCUCUCAUGUAUUCACUCGGACAGAGCCCUGGAUCAUCAAGGCAGGUGAGUCCGGCGUCGAGGGACCACAAUCCGAGGAAGCGUGGGCGAACAGCAUGUACCCGCUUGCGACAAUGAAUAUCCAACAUGUUCCAACUGCCAGAAGGCCGGAGUCCCGUGUGACAAAUCAAGCUUACACACGCGCUUUAGAAGAGCGAGUAGCAUUCCUGGAAGGCAAGCUGGGACAUGCCGAUACGGCUACAGCGAACCAAAAUGCCUCUGGCACCAAUGCUGCUGCCUCACUAUGGUCCCCUCAGGGAGGACACGCCACACCUCAGACUACUACGUCUGGCCUUGAUAACAACCCAGUCGGAGAGAUUGUGGGCCUCCUUGCAUUAAGCUCCUCCGAAGCACCCGCAUACGUGGGGGCAAGCUCGGGCCUCUCGCUGGCUGCUAACCUGGGAGAAAUGGUUCAAACGAGUGUUUGGAACCAAUUUAUGUCUAGAAUGCACCAAAAGCAAAAUUCAAGCGCUGCAAAUGCGUCCCAACGCCCUCUCAAUUCAGGGGCAGACCAGUCCCAACAUCAGCAACAGUCUGAUGCCGCUGGUGGGUGCGUCCGUGCUCGAGAUCAUUCGAUGAACAUUGACCCUCCAAAUGAUGAAGUAGGUUCCAAAAUCCUGGAAACUUAUUUCAUCAGGCUUCAUGCUCGGUAUCCCUUCUUGGAUCGAAGCAGGACAUGGAGACUCCAUGAAGACAGAUGGCGACUGGCGAAAACAAAAUGUGGUGACUUGACGCAGGACGACCUAUACACAAUCUUCAAGUUGAAUAUGAUAUAUGCAAUCGGCACCACAAUGCUUAAAAUCAGUGAUGAUAAAAAGUUUUCAAAUGCACAGCCUGAACGAUUUUACGCCAAUGCCCUACAAUAUGCACCCACAAUGUGUGAUGCACGCUCUAUUGAAAACAUUGAAGCUAUGGUUCUUCUUGUCGUUUAUCAUCUACGGACCGCUUCCAGUCAUGGGAUGUGGUACAUGAUCGGACUUGCCAUGCGCACUGCCAUCGACCUCGGUCUCCAUCGAAAGGCAAAUGAGAUCAACAUGGAUCCAUUUUCAGCGCAGAUGCGACGGAGACUUUUUUGGACAGUCUAUUAUCUUGAAAGGGUGGUAUCCAUGUCUCUGGGUCGCCCGUUCAGCAUAUCCGACCGUCAUAUCGAUCUCGAUUUACCAUGGGACGUCGACGACGACAUAGAAGACCCUGCCAUACUCACAGCACCACCAGACCUGACCAAGACGAGCAAUCUUACAUUUGCGAUCUAUCUUUUCAAACUUCGUCGCAUUGACUCCCGCAUCCAACACAAGAUCUAUCGCGCCGAUCGUCCUUUAUCUUCUUUACGACCAAAAAUGGACCCCUUGUACCUCGAACUCGAACAGUGGAAAGAAUCCGCCUUUCUGCGAUUUAGAGGCGCUGAUCUUGAUUAUCCCAUGCUUCAUUAUAAUAGAGCGGUUCGACUUCUAAUUCAGCCCUUCUUACCCCUCCUCCCUAUCACCGACCCUUUUUACCACAUCUGUCUCCGCGCCGCUGGGGAUAUCUGUCAAUCUCAUAAGCGCCUUCACCAAACAUUGGAAUACGGUCAUUCAUUCCUAGCUGUCCAAACUGUCUUCAUGGCUGGAAUCACAUUACUCUAUGCAGUGUGGACUCACACUGAACAAGUCUGGUCCGUAAGCAUGAGUAACGACAUUCGCGCAUGCUCAACUGUUCUAUUCGUCAUGGGAGAAAGAGCAGCAUGGGUGAAGAAAUACCGCGAUGCGUUCGAGUUACUUGUGAAUGCCGCCAUGGAAAAGUUACAAGGAAAUGAGACAGCCCGAAACACCGGCAUGACCGAACUCAUGACAGCAAAGCAUGGUGGUAUCUUCAGUAAUAAUAAUCCUUCUGAUAUGCCCAUUGGAGAGAAGUUCCCACCGGCGAAUCCCACGGGCUUGGCACCUGAGACGACGGGUAGUGCCUAUCCGGCUGAUGAUACGGAUCAUGCUGUGAGAAUGGCACUACAGCUUGCGCCGUGGAUUGAUCAGGAUGAGAGCGAUCCAUUGUGGAUGCCUGAUUUCGAGACGCUGGAGAAUCUAUCAGGGACUUUCUGGAGUCAUGCAGACACGACCCUUUUUGAUGCAUUGUAG
Penicillium malachiteum is the source of this 3855-nucleotide messenger RNA. Its product is annotated as MFS transporter. The coding region runs from base 1 to 3855 and encodes 1284 amino acids. Gene Ontology annotation, biological process: transmembrane transport; DNA-templated transcription. Lineage: Eukaryota; Fungi; Ascomycota; Eurotiomycetes; Eurotiales; Aspergillaceae. The record is from RefSeq and is a predicted model, not a curated record. Gene Ontology annotation, molecular function: transmembrane transporter activity; zinc ion binding; DNA binding. The transcript is spliced from 7 exons.